AAGUACUUAUUUUGGUGCAUGGAUUCUGAGAUUUCAGAGCAAAGCCUUUGGAUCCAUUGAUUAUGGACACUGGGAGAGAAUAUCAACAUAGCAGCAGGAAUGUGGCAGAGGAAGUCCAUCACCUUCUGACAUAGAGAGAAAAGGGGACCAGGAACCAGUCCACAUCUUCCUGCAGCCAGAAUCUACAUGCUGAAAUUUUCAAAGACCUUCCCCCCACAAAACAGUGUCAGCACCAGAAGAUUAAAUAUUCACUACAUGUGCUUCUGGAAGAGAGUUCAUACCCAAACCAUUAAAUACACUGAAGUUGAAUUUCAGCCAUUUGAUGCAACUUUACCUACUGGUUUUCACUUGACUUUGAAAACACUCAUGGGGCUGGAGCAAUGACUCAGUAUUUAAGAGUACUUACUAUUUUUUCAGAACAUGAGUGAGCUACCAACCAGAACUCAUAUAGGAUGACUCAAACUUAUAGGAAUGAGGGUCCAAAAUGGCAAGGUAUUGAGUAGGAGAACCUGUAAGGAGCAAUGAAGACUAGAAGUAAAGAAAACAAAAGCAACAGUGGGGACCAAGAGGCCUUGCAUAAGUUGAUGACUUCUGCCAAGCACAUUUAUUGAGAUAUACUAUUUGCAGGGGGAAACAUUCCCAAUGUCAGCAGAGCACUAAGUCAUACAAUGUUGGCAAAGAGAACACAGAAUAUCUCAGAAACCUCUGCCUACGGACUGAUAAUCACAUCCCAGCUAGAAGAGUUAGUUCCCCCACAAUGAUUCCUCAGAAGCACUGUUUCCAGCCCUAGACUAGCCUUGACAAGUAAACUGGACAAAGACACAGAACUCAAGUUUCCUUUGUCCUUUCAUCAAGGGUUCUGAGAAAAAAAUCCUAUCCAGAACACCAUCAAGAGUACUAAAUGAAGGAUUUCAAAUAGAAAAGCAGAAGUCAAAUUAUUACCAUUUGAGCCAAACCAGCAAUGUCUUCCCCUGCACAACCUCAAGUUCCUGCCCCGCUGGCCAACUUGAAGAUCCAAUAUACCAAGAUCUUCAUAAACAAUGAAUGGCAUGACUCAGUGAGUGGAAAGAAAUUUCCUGUCCUUAACCCUGCGACUGAGGAGGUUAUCUGCCAUGUGGAAGAAGGGGAUAAGGCAGAUGUUGACAAGGCUGUGACGGCUGCAAGACAGGCUUUUCAGAUUGGCUCCCCAUGGCGCACCAUGGACGCUUCAGAGAGGGGGCGCCUGCUGAACAAGCUGGCUGACUUAAUAGAAAGAGAUCGUCUGCUGCUGGCUACAAUGGAAGCCAUGAAUGGUGGGAAAGUCUUCGCCCAUGCAUACUUGUCAGAUCUAGGAGGCUGCAUAAAAGCACUAAAGUACUGCGCAGGCUGGGCAGACAAGAUCCAUGGCCAAACAAUACCGAGUGAUGGAGAUAUUUUCACUUAUACAAGACGUGAACCUAUUGGGGUGUGUGGCCAAAUCAUCCCUUGGAAUUUCCCGUUGGUCAUGCUCACUUGGAAGAUAGGCCCUGCCCUUUGCUGUGGGAACACCGUGAUUGUCAAGCCUGCAGAGCAGACUCCUCUCACUGCUCUUCACAUGGCAUCUUUAAUAAAAGAGGCAGGGUUUCCUCCUGGUGUGGUGAACAUUGUCCCUGGUUAUGGGCCAACCGCAGGGGCAGCCAUCUCCUCUCACAUGGACAUUGACAAAGUGGCCUUCACAGGAUCAACACAGGUUGGCAAAUUAAUCAAAGAAGCUGCAGGGAAAAGCAAUCUGAAGAGGGUCACCCUGGAGCUUGGGGGAAAGAGCCCUUGCAUUGUGUUUGCAGAUGCUGACUUGGACAUUGCUGUUGAGUUUGCACAUAAUGGAGUGUUCUACCAUCAAGGCCAAUGUUGUGUAGCAGCAUCCAGGAUUUUUGUUGAGGAGUCAGUUUAUGAUGAGUUUGUGAGAAGAAGUGUUGAGCGAGCUAAGAAAUAUGUUCUUGGAAAUCCUCUGAACUCAGGAAUAAAUCAAGGCCCUCAGAUUGACAAGGAACAACAUGAUAAAAUACUUGAUCUUAUUGAGAGUGGGAAGAAAGAAGGAGCCAAACUGGAGUGUGGUGGUGGACGCUGGGGGAACAAAGGCUUCUUUGUCCAGCCCACAGUCUUCUCCAAUGUUACCGAUGAGAUGCGCAUUGCUAAAGAGGAGAUAUUUGGACCAGUGCAACAAAUCAUGAAGUUUAAAUCUAUAGAUGAUGUGAUCAAGAGAGCAAACAAUACUACCUAUGGCCUGGCAGCAGGAGUCUUCACGAAAGACCUGGAUAAGGCCAUAACUAUGUCUUCUGCUCUGCAGGCUGGGGUAGUGUGGGUGAAUUGCUAUAUGGUCUUGUCUGCCCAGUGCCCUUUUGGUGGAUUCAAAAUGUCUGGAAAUGGACGUGAACUGGGUGAGCAUGGUAUUUAUGAAUACACUGAGCUCAAGACAGUUGCAAUGAAAAUCUCUCAGAAGAACUCAUAAAGAAACCAGCAGAGUGAACAGAACCCCUUCAGUAAUGGCUAUACAUCUCCUGUAGUCACCAGUAUAGUGGUGUUUCCUUUAACUUUUUUUUCUAUUGAUUUCUUAAACAUAAGUGAUUCAUCAGUAUUAAUGUCAUGCAUAGAAAACAUGUAGUUUAAUCUGAAAGAAUCAUUAACCUUCUAAUAUGUGACCCCAAUUCAUAUCCUAAAUUGAAAGGGUAGAUUUAGGUACAAACUCUCUGUGACUGUCAUGAUCACAUGCUUUCCACAGUAGCUACUUGUUUAGAAUAUUUACUUGGUAAGGAGGACCAGUCAUGAUUUAGUCUCUGUCCCUCAGUGACUCCUUGAAUUCCUCAACAUGCAUAAUGACUGCAGAGUAGGUUGCUCUGUUCCCUGUGGUUAUUCCCUCUGAGUGUUGUGAAAUGUCUUCUAGAAUGCCAUGCCUACUUGUCAAGUGAAAUGCCUAGCUGGAAUUACAAUGUAAAGCUUAAUAAAGGCACUCUUGCAUGA
Molecule: messenger RNA, 2976 nt
Organism: Onychomys torridus (southern grasshopper mouse)
Lineage: Eukaryota; Metazoa; Chordata; Mammalia; Rodentia; Cricetidae
Gene: Aldh1a1
Product: aldehyde dehydrogenase 1 family member A1
Exons: 14
Coding region: 962-2467 (501 amino acids)
Molecular function (GO): benzaldehyde dehydrogenase (NAD+) activity
Source: RefSeq, a predicted model, not a curated record